Molecule: messenger RNA, 2761 nt
Organism: Brassica rapa (field mustard)
Lineage: Eukaryota; Viridiplantae; Streptophyta; Magnoliopsida; Brassicales; Brassicaceae
Product: 4-coumarate--CoA ligase 4
Molecular function (GO): 4-coumarate-CoA ligase activity
Source: RefSeq, a predicted model, not a curated record
UCAUGUUAUAAAACAAGUUGUAUUUUUUUUUCUUUGCAAUUUGUUUUGGUAAAUUUGGUGGCAAAAUGUUACCUUACUACAAAACGAUAUACUGCUUGAUAUUAUUUCAGCAACUGCCCUAAAAAGCUCAAUAUAGCAUUCACCCAAAUUAAUAAGCAUCUUAAAUUAUUGGGUGAAAAAUCAGGAAUAAAAUUGCAUGAACUAGACAUGAUAAGUGAGAGAGAAUAGAAUUGUAGAUACCACUGAUCAUGAGAUCAUAUAUAGAUCAAGAAUUGAGUCAACAAAUUGCAUAGAAAUAAGAUAAGGUAAAGGUUUACAGAUGGCUACAAGGAUACUCCUAAUCAAAAUCAGCCAGAGAGGAUUUGAGAUUUUAAUUGAUAGUUGGUAUGAUUUGUCACUUAAAAAAAACUAUAUAAUGACAGUUGAUUAUGCAGCUCAUGUUGCACGUUCAAGCCAUAUUAUUUAAUAUAUACAUGAUAUUGUCCUAUGUACAUGUUGAAUUAUUGCCAUUUGACCCCUUUUUUUCUGAAUCGCAACUUUUUCAUUAACUUAAGAUAGGUGGGAGCAUUAAAGUAUUCCUCAACAACUACAGCAUUCUUUGCUAUCAAGUCUUCAACCACAUUUUGAUCACGAUCCAAUAGAAAGAGAAAUCAUCAAUGCAAGAAACACCAUAGAGGAUGCAUGUCCUCCACAAUUCCAUAAAUUUCUUUGAGAGAGCUCUCUCCUUUGAUGGCCUUGAUGAGCUGUGUCGAAUCUGAUUCAAACCUGACGGACCUGCAUUAUUGAGUUAUCAUCUGCAGAGUUGCAAAACCUUGGAGAGUUUUUUUAACCCUUAAAAAGCAAACAAUACGUUUUGAAAAGAAGUCUUCUGUUGUGAAGUAGAAACCUCCACACAAUAUGUUGUCCCGACAACAAGAAACGCUUUUUCUUACAAAGAAGUUAGAUCAAGAACCUCGUCAAGACUUCAUAUUUAGGUCUAAACUUCCUGAUAUCUUCAUCCCAAACCACCUUCCUCUCACUGAUUACGUCUUUCAGAGAUUCUCCGGCAACGGAGACGGCGAUUCCACCGCCACAUGUCUCAUCGACAGUGCCACCGGCCGUAUCUUUACCUACGCCGAUGUACAAAUCAAUUCACAGCGAGUCGCAGUCAGCAUCCAUCGGCUAGGGAUCCGCCAACGUGACACCGUGAUGCUCCUUCUCCCUAACUCGCCGGAGUUUGCUUUCUCCUUCCUCGCUGUGGCUUACCUCGGAGCCGUCACCACAACCGCCAAUCCGUUAUACACGCAGGCUGAGAUCGCAAGACAGGCAAACGCCUCCAACGCGAAGAUGAUCAUUACGAAGCAAUGUUACGUCGAUAAACUUAUAAACUUCCAAAACGACGGCGUUCUGAUAGUUUGCGUGGAUGAUGAAAACGGUACCGUUGCGUUAGCUGACGGUUGCGUUAGUUUCACGGAACUAACUCAAGCUGAUGAAACAGAGCUUCCUAAACCGGAGAUCUCGCCGGAUGACACGGUUGCGAUCCCGUACUCCUCCGGGACCACGGGGCUUCCAAAGGGCGUAAUGAUCACUCACAAGAGCUUAGUUACGAGCAUCGCUCAGAAAGUCGAAGGAGAAAACCCUAACCUCAACUUCACGGGAGAUGACGUCAUCAUCUGUUUUCUCCCAAUGUUUCAUACUUACGCGUUCAACGCGUUGAUUCUUUCGGCGAUGAGGACGGGUGCUGCGGUCUUGAUCGUGCCGAGGUUCGAGUUGAAUCUGGUGAUGGAGCUGAUUCAGAGGUACAAAGUCACGGUGGUUCCGGUGGCUCCUCCGGUGGUUUUAGCGUUUGUUAAGUCUCAAGAAACGGAGAGAUAUGACCUGAGUUCCGUGAGGAUGAUGAUUUCAGGCGCGGCUACGCUUAGGAAGGAGCUUGAAGAAGCCGUGCUCCUCAAGUUUCCCAAUGCCAUAUUUGGUCAGGGUUACGGAAUGACUGAGUCAGCAACGGUGGCUAAGUCAUUGUCAUUUGCAAAGAACCCAUUUAAAACUAAGUCCGGGGCGUGUGGGACUGUCAUCAGAAAUGCUGAUAUGAAAGUGGUGGAUACAAUUACGGGGGUCUCUUUACCGCGUAACAAAGCUGGCGAAAUCUGCAUCCGAGGCGAUCAACUCAUGAAAGGUUAUUUGAAUGAUCCGGAAGCUACUGCAACAACCAUAGAUAAAGACGGGUGGUUACACACAGGAGACAUUGGGUAUGUGGAUGAUGAUGAUGAGAUAUUCAUUGUCGAUCGAUUGAAGGAACUCAUAAAAUUCAAAGGCUAUCAAGUGGCUCCAGCUGAACUUGAAGCAUUGCUUAUUUCUCAUCCUUGUAUUGAGGAUGCUGCCGUUGUCGCAAUGAAGGAUGAAGUUGCUGGUGAGGUUCCGGUAGCAUUUGUAGUUAGCUCGGAAGGGUCUCAGCUAACUGAAGAUGAUGUCACGAGUUAUAUCUGCAAACAAGUGGUUCAUUACAAGCGAGUUAAGAUGGUGUUCUUCACUGACUCUAUUCCCAAAGCACCAUCAGGGAAGAUAUUGAGGAAGGAUCUAAGAGCAAGACUAGCUAAUGGACUGAUGAACCUAAGUUAAAAUUGUCAAAUGUGUUAUCUUAUCAUACACGCAAACAAAAAAAUUGUUGAUAAACAAAGAAUAUUAAAUCACUCAAUAUAGUUGCUUGUAUUCGUGUGGUGAAUAAUUAAUAAUUGUUGUAUUUUUUGUUUUCCUCAAAGUUAUUUUCAUGAGAAUUUGUACUCCC